Messenger RNA from Dama dama (fallow deer), 3095 nucleotides. RefSeq names its product ADAM metallopeptidase domain 22 (gene ADAM22). NCBI's taxonomy places the organism in Eukaryota, Metazoa, Chordata, Mammalia, Artiodactyla, Cervidae. The transcript has 32 exons. Gene Ontology annotation, cellular component: postsynaptic density membrane. Gene Ontology annotation, molecular function: metalloendopeptidase activity. The coding region runs from base 42 to 2966 and encodes 974 amino acids. The record is from RefSeq and is a predicted model, not a curated record. Gene Ontology annotation, biological process: proteolysis.
GGAGCUGAGCAUCUCGGGCGAGGCGGGCGGACGGCAGCACCAUGCAGGCGGCGGCGGCGACGGCUGUGUCCGUGCCCUUCUUGCUGCUCUGCACCCUGGGGACCUGUCCCCCGGCGCGCUGCGGCCGGGCAGGAGACGCCCCGUUGACCGAACUGGAGAGGAGGAACGAGAACCGCUUCCUGGAGCGCCAGAGCAUCGUGCCACUCCGGCUCAUCUACAGCUCGGGCGGAGAAGACGAAACUGGACACGACGCGCUGGACACGCGGGUGCGGGGCGACCCCAGCAGCGGGCAGUUGACUCACGUUGACCAGGCAAGCUUCCAGCUGGACGCCUUUGGAACAUCUUUUAUUCUUGAUGUCCUGCUAAAUCAUGAUUUGCUGUCCUCUGAAUAUGUGGAGAGACACAUUGAACAUGGAGGGAAGACUGUGGAAGUAAAAGGGGGAGAACACUGUUACUACCAGGGCCACAUCCGAGGAAAUCCUGCCUCAUUUGUGGCAUUGUCGACAUGCCAUGGACUUCAUGGGAUGUUCUAUGAUGGGAACCACACCUAUCUCAUUGAGCCGGAAGGAAAUGACACCUCCCAAGAGGAUUUCCAUUUUCAUUCGGUUUACAAAUCCAGACUGUUUGAAUUUCCCUUGGAUGAUCUUCCAUCUGAAUUCCAACAAGUAAAUAUCACUCCACCAAAAUUUAUUUUGAAGCCAAGACCAAAAAGGAGUAAACGGCAGCUUCGUCGAUAUCCUCGUAAUGUAGAGGAGGAAACCAAAUAUAUUGAACUCAUGAUUGUGAACGAUCAUCUCAUGUUUAAAAAGCAUCGGCUUUCAGUGGUACUUACCAAUACGUACGCGAAAUCUGUGGUGAACAUGGCAGAUUUAAUAUAUAAAGACCAACUUAAGACAAGGAUAGUAUUGGUUGCCAUGGAAACCUGGGCGGCUGACAACAAGUUUGCCAUAUCUGAAAAUCCACUGAUCACCCUACGUGAGUUUAUGAAAUACAGGAGGGAUUUUAUCAAAGAGAAAAGUGACGCAGUUCACCUUUUUUCGGGAAGUCAAUUUGAGAGUAGCCGGAGCGGGGCAGCUUAUAUUGGUGGGAUUUGCUCGUUGCUGAAAGGAGGAGGCGUGAAUGAAUUUGGGAAAACGGACUUAAUGGCAGUUACACUUGCCCAGUCAUUAGCCCAUAAUAUUGGUAUUAUCUCAGACAAAAGAAAGUUAGCAAGUGGUGAGUGUAAAUGUGAGGACACGUGGUCUGGAUGCAUAAUGGGAGACACUGGAUAUUAUCUUCCUAAAAAGUUUACCCAGUGUAAUAUUGAAGAGUAUCAUGACUUCCUAAAUAGUGGAGGUGGUGCUUGCCUUUUCAACAAACCUUCUAAGCUUCUUGAUCCUCCUGAGUGUGGUAAUGGCUUCAUUGAAACUGGCGAGGAGUGUGACUGCGGGACCCCGGCAGAAUGUGUCCUUGAAGGAGCAGAGUGUUGUAAGAAAUGUACCUUGACUCAAGACUCCCAGUGCAGUGAUGGUCUUUGUUGUAAAAAGUGCAAGUUUCAGCCUAUGGGAACCGUGUGCCGUGAAGCAGUAAAUGAUUGUGAUAUUCGUGAAACAUGCUCUGGAAAUUCAAGCCAGUGUGCCCCCAAUAUUCAUAAGAUGGAUGGUUAUUCAUGUGAUGGUGUCCAGGGAAUUUGCUUUGGAGGAAGAUGUAAAACCAGGGAUAGACAAUGCAAAUACAUCUGGGGGCAAAAUGUGAUGUCAUCAGAUAAAUACUGCUAUGAGAAACUGAAUAUAGAAGGCACGGAGAAGGGUAACUGUGGGAAAGACAAAGACACGUGGAUACAGUGCAACAAACGGGAUGUGCUCUGUGGUUACCUUCUGUGUACGAACAUUGGUAACAUCCCAAGACUUGGAGAACUUGAUGGUGAAAUCACGUCUACUUUGGUUGUGCAACAGGGAAGAACGUUAAACUGCAGUGGUGGGCAUGUUAAGCUUGAUGAAGAUGUCGACCUUGGCUAUGUGGAAGACGGGACACCCUGUGGUCCCAAGAUGAUGUGCUUAGAACACAGGUGUCUUCCUGUGGCUUCCUUCAACUUUAGUACUUGCUUAAGCAAUAAAGAAGGCACUGUUUGUUCAGGAAAUGGAGUUUGCAGUAAUGAGCUGAAGUGUGUGUGUAACAGACACUGGGUAGGUGAAGACUGCAGCACUUACUUCCCUUACAAUGAUGAUGCAAAGGCUGGCAUUACGCUGUCUGGCAAUGGUGUUGCUGGUACCAAUAUUAUAAUAGGCAUAAUUGCUGGCACCAUUUUAGUGCUGGCCCUCAUAUUAGGAAUUACUGCAUGGGGCUAUAAAAACUAUCGAGAGCAGAGACAGUUACCCCAGGGAGAUUAUGUAAAAAAGCCUGGAGAUGGCGACUCUUUUUAUAGCGACAUUCCUCCUGGAGUCAGCACAAACUCAGCAUCUAGUUCUAAGAAGAGGUCUGCUUUUCUGUCGCAUUUUCAGAUUUCUACCUGUUCCAUCACACAUUAUUCCAUUAGUCAGAACAUUUCAUUAUUUUGCAGCAGGUCAAAUGGACUUUCUCAUUCUUGGAGUGAAAGGAUUCCAGACACAAAACAUAUUUCAGACAUCUGUGAAAAUGGACGACCUCGGAGUAACUCUUGGCAAGGUAACCUGGGAGGCAACAGAAAGAAAAUCAGAGGCAAAAGAUUUAGACCUCGAUCUAAUUCAACUGAGAGGGAGCCCCAAGCACCUGAGCCUGGGCACUCCCUCGCCCAGACAGUCCCAUCCCAAGGCAUAAGCUCAGGGGGCUCUGACAGCCCCCAGACAGGGAGUCUGGAUCACAGGACUUUAUCUCCUGCCAAGUCUCCUUCUUCGUCAACUGGGUCUAUUGCUUCCAGCAGAAAAUACCCUUAUCCAAUGCCUCCCCUUCCUGAUGAGGAUAAGAAAGUGAACCGACCAAGUGCCAGGCUAUGGGAGACAUCCAUUUAAGAUCAGCUGUUUACAUGUGAUACAUCGAAACUGUUUACUUCAACUUUUAUACAAACCCAGCCUCACGGAAUCACUGCAAAUCUAUCUGCUCUUCAGACAAUUCAAAAACAUCUCUGAGAAGCCACAGAG